Molecule: messenger RNA, 789 nt
Organism: Guillardia theta CCMP2712
Lineage: Eukaryota; Cryptophyceae; Pyrenomonadales; Geminigeraceae
Exons: 5
Coding region: 1-789 (262 amino acids)
Molecular function (GO): FMN binding
Source: RefSeq, a predicted model, not a curated record
AUGUUCGAGCUCAAGACGGUCCUGGCAACUUCUGCAGGAGCAUUCUUUGCGUUCCUCUACUUCUCAAGGCGCAAGCGGCAUGUUGUGAAGGAAUCUCCUCCCCAUCCUUCAUGGAAGGCCGGAGAGAAUCAGCCUAUUCCAUAUCCCGGCAGGCACGUAACCCUCCUCCCUUCAGAGCUCAAGUCCUGCUACCCGCUGAUCAUCUCAGCAUAUGUACCUCGUCCUAUUGCCCUCGUCUCCUCCAAGUCAGCUGCAGGGCAUGUCAAUGUGGCUCCUUACAGCUACACCGGCGCCAUCUCCCAUGAUCCGCCGGCCAUCGUGGUCUCAUGCUGCAGGAAGGCGGGGGACGUCAUGAAGGAUACGCUCGCAAACAUCCUGGAUACGAAGGAGUUCGUGGUCAAUAUCAUGUCAGAAUGGUACGCAGAGUCAGCAAACCAUACUUGCGGCAACUUCCCACCCGAAGUGAACGAGAUGGAUGUGGCUGGCCUGACGCCCCUGCCCUCCAAGAUCAUCUCCCCCCCUCGUGUGGCAGAGUCUGCGCUCAACUUCGAAUGCCGCCUGAUCCACCAGUACGACAUGAAGAACGCGCAAGGGAAGGUCACCACCACGGUUGUGAUUGGAGAGAUAGUCGCGUUCCAUGUCCAUGAGGGUGUACUAGAAAUGAACGGAGCGGGUGAAGGCAAGCCGACGGUGAACUUCGAUGCCUUGAAGCCCCUGUCUCGUCUUGGAGGAUGCACGUAUGGACGGACAACCGCUGUGUUCGAUCUGCCGCGUCUUGAUAGAGCGUGA